UUAGCUAUAAAUACUGGUAUGUUGGGUACUUCAGAUCAAUCCCCUAUAAGUGCGGGUUCAUCAGCGACUUCUCCUAUAGUAUAUCAACAAGCUGCACAUCAAGCUUUAUUAAAUAGUCAUUUUAUGGCUGCUACACAAUCAAUGAAUGGUGGUCUCAUUCCUUCAUCACAACGUCUUAAUGGUCAUCGUAAAGGUUUUAGAUCAGAUGAUGGUGAUUUAACUUCAGCAACAGGAGAUCGUCCACAAAAAGUAUAUUCAUUUGUUGCUUUACCGGGUAUUAAUACAAAGAAAAGACCUCGACGAAGAUAUGAUGAGAUUGAACGUCAUUAUGCUUGUAAUUAUCCUGGAUGUACAAAGAGUUAUGGAACUUUAAAUCAUUUAAAUGCACAUGUGCAGAUGCAAAAACAUGGUCAAAAGCGACAUCCAUCUGGUAAGUCUUAAAUUUAUUGCGUACGAUAAUUUCGUAUACGAUUUAUUUAAGUAGGGAAUUUUUAUUAAAUUUUAUUAUUUUCCUUAGAAUUUAAGGAACUCAGAAAACAAUGGAGAAGACAAAAGAGGGAAGAGGAGGAACGUAAAGCUGCUGAAGUUGCUGCAAACAAGAAUUCUGCCGUAGGAGGAUUAAAUAUAUCGUCACUUUCAUCAAUAUAAAAAAAAAAUUCCAUGUAAUAAUUUCAAAAACAAAAAAAAGGAACAAUUAUUUUUCUCAAGCAUCAUUUUUUUUUUUCUUUAUUCUUUUUUUUUCCCCUUUCUUCACUAAAAAUCUUAUGCAUAUAUGAUUAGGUUAUAUAGUAAAUAGGAUAUGCAGGACAAUUGUUUUUUAUAAAAAAAAAAAAAAAAUAUAAAAA
Messenger RNA from Rhizophagus irregularis DAOM 181602=DAOM 197198, 845 nucleotides. The record is from RefSeq and is a predicted model, not a curated record. Lineage: Eukaryota; Fungi; Glomeromycota; Glomeromycetes; Glomerales; Glomeraceae.